Molecule: messenger RNA, 2880 nt
Organism: Numida meleagris (helmeted guineafowl)
Lineage: Eukaryota; Metazoa; Chordata; Aves; Galliformes; Numididae
Product: L-selectin-like
Exons: 10
Coding region: 737-1810 (357 amino acids)
Biological process (GO): heterophilic cell-cell adhesion; leukocyte migration; response to cytokine
Cellular component (GO): external side of plasma membrane; membrane
Molecular function (GO): sialic acid binding; oligosaccharide binding
Source: RefSeq, a predicted model, not a curated record
AAUGGUUGUGUAUUCAGUCUACGACUAGUACAUUGUCUUGUCCACCUGAAAUAUUACGUGCACCUGGCUAGGAAUUGUAACUAUUGAGAUGGGGAUAUGGGAACAUCUUGACAAGGUCAAAGCUAAGUCCACAUUCUGCACAAUGUGCUGUGCCCCCCAAGGAAGAGCUUGACUAAUGCUGCCAUUUUAAUCUUUUACUCAAUAAACUAGUUAACCAGCUUUUAAUUGUCAAUGCCUUUCUUACUGAGAUGCCAAAAGAACUGGUAGCAGCUUGGUGCAAGACAUUCUCCUAGGAGAAAGGUUGGAAUCUACUUGUGCAACAAACUCUUUAACUUUCUCGCUCCUGUCUGACAUCCUGGAAUUGUGUGCUUCCGUCAGAGAAGCUGUAAUCCACCACUUGGCAGCUUGGCAGCACAGCAUGGGAGGGUUGAUUGGCGAGGGGAAGCAUCAAGCUUCAUGUGUGAGGAUGUGAUCCUGGGGUUUUCCAAGAAAUUUUUUUGACGUGGAAUUUCCCGUACUAUGAACAACAGGCUGGCUGAGAGAAUAAAAGGCUGCGGUAAAGGCAAGGGAGACACAGUCCAGACGCUUUGAGCUGAGCUUUAUCUUCAAGUCCGUGUUCAGCAGCUGAGCAGCAGAAAGCAGUCGCUGAGAAAUACUACAGAGGAUUCUAUAGCGCCUGACCGAUACAGCUACAACCUCCACCUGCUUAAAAGAUAAAGAGAAAACUCUGAGAGACAUGACUUGCCUGUGGUUCCUAUCUCUUCUUGCUUGCGGGCUUACAAUACUAGAGGUGGUGAAUUGCUGGACAUACCAUUAUUCAGACACAAACAUGACCUACAAAGAGGCAGAGUUAUGGUGCAAAAAGAGGUACACUAACAUGGUUGCCAUUCAAAAUAAGGAUGAAAUCAACCAUCUGAACAACUUCUUACCCUUCAAUCCGGGUUACUACUGGAUUGGAAUCAGAAAAAUUAAUGAUACCUGGACCUGGGUCGGAACGAACAAAGAGUUGACAGAUGAAGCAGAAAACUGGGCUUCAGGCGAGCCAAAUGGCAAAGGGAACAACGAGGACUGUGUUGAAAUCUACAUCAAAAGAGGGAAGGAUGACGGCAAAUGGAAUGAUGAGCAGUGUGAGAAAAAGAAGGUUGCCUUGUGCUAUACAGCUUCUUGCAACCCAUCUCUCUGCAGUGGCCGUGGAGAAUGCAUAGAGACUAUCAACAAUCACACCUGCCAUUGUAACCCUGGAUUCUAUGGGCCUGACUGUGAAUUUGUUAAGACUUGUGAUUCACUAAAGAAACCUGAUCACGGAAGCCUUGAGUGCAACCAUCCACUGGAGGACUUCAGCUACAGCUCGUCAUGCACAGCUCAGUGUGAAGAAGGCUAUGAGCUGAAUGGAUUGGAGUCAGUAUACUGCACGUCUUCUGGAGUCUGGUCUGGCCCGCUUGCAUCAUGCAAAGUUGUACAGUGUGAACCGCUGAAGUCUCCUGAGAAAGGCUCUAUGGAUUGCAUACAUGGUACUGGGAACUUCACAUAUAACACAGCCUGCCACUUCAGCUGCCUAGAAGGAUGGAAUCUCAAUGGAUCUCAUGUUCUUGAGUGCAGUCAUUCAGGAAACUGGAGUGCCAGUCUGCCCACAUGUGAAGCUUCUCAACAAGUUGGCUAUGUCACUGUGGGCAUAGCAGCCACCGGUACCUCUCUGCUUGCCACAGCAUCGUUCCUCUUCUGGCUUGCAAAACGGUUACGAAGAAAAGUAAAGAAAUUCACUCCUGCCAGCAGCUGUCAGCACCUCACUACUGAAUGCCAGAAUGUCUAACUCCAGGAGUUUCAGGAAUUGAAGCCACCUUUACUUAUGUCUGAGAGAUUUUCAGGAAAUGAAACUGCAUGCAGAUCAGCAGCUGACCAGAUGUUUUUACCUCUUGCUGACAAGACGAUUCACCUUGUGUAUUGCUCAGAUUUUGAACUCAAGCUGUCUGGUAUUUCCACAGAAGACAAACAAGCAGAGAGCAAAACUCUGGCCUUCUGGCAAAAUACUGUCUACAUUCAGUCAUGUAGUUAUCAUAACUGGGAGCUUGCCAUGUCUUGUCCAGAUGGUGAGCAAAUAGUAAGCUGCUGCCUAAGGAGGAGGCUGGUUUCUCCUCUGGUCUGCUAGGUGAGGUACCUAGGUGAGGUGAAGACAUGCAUUAUUUCACAUCACUUAUUACACUGCAGGAGAUGUCUCCUUUGGAGACAUAUGGGCUAUACUUGCAGAAACAAAAUAAUUGGGGUUAAAAACAUUCUCUGAAUUGCUUUGAAGCCAUUGAUCUGGCUUAUUGUUGAGGUCAUUUUAUAUUAAGAUGUUCCCAGACAUAACUAUGCCUGAAAUGAUACAGGCAAUUAUCUGGGUUUCUGCUGCGUGUUCCAGAAAGCCUUUGGACUUAACUUCUUGUUGAUGGCACUGGGAAUGGUAGUGCUUGUACUAGGUACUCUGGUUUCUGAAUGCAGCAAGUAGAUCGGAAGUUCUCAUCCCCAUGGGAUUGUGCACUGUAAUACAGAUGUGAAUGUAAACAUUUAAUUUGUUGUGUAAGUUUUACUGUGGAUAUUUCUGAGCUGUUAACAGCAAAUGUAUUUAAAACACCUGUUCCUAAGUAGCUUUGUGUCCCUGUUCUGGGCCCAGGCCAUUUUAAAAUAAGUCAGAAAUACGCAGGCAUGUAAUCUUAUGAACAUAAUUUACAGAUAAAAUAGAAGCCUCAGAUUUUUAUAUAUGUUGCAAGUGUGACUUAUUAAGCUGUUAAAGGACUUCAAAUGAGAGUCUUAAGUUAUGUUUAAGUUAUAAAUUAAACAUCUCUGCUUGACUUCGAAUCUGAUGUGUAUUGUCCUAUUUGUAACAGUAUUUAAUAAAACGUU